Colossoma macropomum (tambaqui) is the source of this 3091-nucleotide messenger RNA. RefSeq names its product IgGFc-binding protein-like. The transcript is spliced from 9 exons. Bases 89 to 3091 code for a protein of 1000 amino acids. The record is from RefSeq and is a predicted model, not a curated record. Lineage: Eukaryota; Metazoa; Chordata; Actinopteri; Characiformes; Serrasalmidae.
GCUAAUUCAGUCAUCCAAAAGAAUAUAAGGCUGUUGCAAUUCAACCUAAUCAGACUGCCUUCUGCUAGAAGACUCUUAAGGCUUGAAGAUGAAAGACAUUCUAUGUAAUGUUGCUUUCCUACUGCUGUUCGCAUUUUGUGCUAGCAGUAGCAUCACAUGUCAGAAGGGUGAAGACUGUCAACUGAAGGCCAAAUCCGAAUAUGCCCAAAGUUCACCAUCUGCUCACAUUGGAACCUGCUUGGUAAUGGGUGACCCACAUUACCGCACUUUUGACGGUGAUUACUACAACUUCAUGGGCAACUGCACCUACAUAAUUGCCAAGAACUGCCAUGUAGACAGUGAACACCCAGAAUUUGAGGUCACGACCAAGAAUGAACGCAAUGGUAACACACAGAAGACUGUUGUUGCUGUGGUCACUACUGCAGUCUAUGGCAAUAAUAUCACCUUCAUCCGCAAUGAGAAUGGGCUUGUGAAGAUCAAUAACAUGCUUUGGAACCUUCCAAUCUCUUUGAACAAUGGCCGAGUGAAACUCCAGGCAAGUGGCCUCUCGGUUACUAUGCAGACAGAUUUUGGUCUGUCAGUGCAGUACGACUGGGACCAGUUUCUGGUAGUGACUGUUCCAAACAGCUUCAUGGGAAAGAUGUGCGGCAUGUGUGGGAACUUCAAUGGCAAGAAAGAUGACGACCUCACUACGUCCAGUGGUUCUUUGGCGAGCAGUAUUACAGCACUGGGAAAGAGUUGGAGGGUUCCAGGUUUACCAGGGGAUGCUUUCUGUCAUGAUGAGUGUGCGGGACAGUGUCAGAGUUGUGAAGGGGCCUCAUGGUUCCAGCUCAUGAAUGCAAAGUUGUACUGUAGCAUUGUCACAGCUCUCACAAAAGGACCUUUACAAGAAUGCAACAGUGUCAUUGACCCCAGUAUCUUCUACAAUAAUUGCCUGUAUGGCUAUUGUGCUGGCAAAGACAUGACAAACUUCUUAUGCUACGCUACUGAAAUGUACACCGAUGCCUGUGAGCGAGCGGGAAUAAGAGUCUAUAACUGGAGAAGCCUCCUCAAUUGCCCUGCUCCCAAAUGUCCUGAAAACAGUCACUUUGAGUCCUGCGCCUGUCCUGCUACCUGUGAGAAUCCCACUCCAUCUGCUGAAUGCAAAGCUAACUGUGUGGAGGCCUGCGUCUGUAACGAUGGAUACCUGUGGAGUGGAAACAUGUGUGCCCCUAAGCCUCAGUGUGGCUGUAUGUACAGCAGUGGAGGAGAGCAGCACUAUCUACAGGCUGGACAGUCCAUCUGGGCUGAUGACACUUGCAGCAAAAAGUGCACCUGCGACCCAAGCAGUGGUCAAAUUGUGUGUGAGGCUGCUAGUUGCCCAACUGGAUCAGAAUGCAGUGUUGUUAAAGGGAUCAGAGACUGCUAUCCAUUUACUCAAGCAACCUGCAACAUCUACGGCGACCCCCACUACAACACAUUUGAUAACGCCACCUAUGACUUCCAGGGUACCUGCACCUACACCGCCGCUCAGGGCUGCCAUCUAGAGGGAACACAGCUCACUCCGUUUGCAGUUGUAGUGGAGAACGAGAAGUGGGAUGAGAUCCAGCUCACUCCGAACGUCUCAAUGGCCAAAGUGGUUGUGGUGGAGGUUUAUGGCAUGACCUUAGUGCUGCGGAGAAACCAGCUUCAUCAGAUAACAAUUAAUGGUGUCCUGACCAACAUUCCUGUGAGUCUGGACAAUGGAAAAGUGACGGUCCAACAGGAGGGCUAUCAAAAUGUAAUCACUACAGACUUUGGCCUGAGAGUCGCCUACGAUAUGGUUUAUCAUGUUAGCAUCACAGUCCCUGGCAGCUACCAAGGAAAGACGUGUGGACUGUGUGGAAACUACAAUGGUAACAAAACUGAUGAGUUCUUGCUGCCUGAUGGUAAAGAAACCAAAGACAUUAAAACAUUUGGUGCUGCGUGGAAGGUGGCUGUUCCCGGUGUUGUGUGUGACGAUGGCUGUUCUGGAGACUUCUGUCCAAAAUGCCCUGCAGACAAGAAAGCUGUCUUUGAAAAGGACUGCAGCAUCAUUACCAACCCUGAAGGUCCAUUUGCUGCCUGUCACAGUGUAAUUAACCCUGAGUCCUACUUCAGAGAUUGUGUCUACGAUGUCUGUGUUGGCGAUGGAGAUCAUCACAUGCUCUGCCACAGCAUUGCUGCUUACAUGAUUGACUGUCAUGACUUUGGAGUUACUGUUAAGGACUGGAGAACGUCAACAUUUUGUCCUCUGAACUGCCCUGCCAACAGUCACUAUGAAAUCUGCGCUCAGUCAUGUAGCACACCCUGUCCUGGCCUCACUGAAAUCAUCAACUGUGAUGUUCAGGUCUGUGCUGAAGGCUGUAUGUGCGACUCUGGAUUCUUUAACAAUGGGACGGGCUGCAUUAAACCAGAUCAGUGUAGCUGUUAUGAGAACGGACACACCUACAAGAUUGGUCAGUCUGUCAUCACAGAUGAUUGCCAAGAACGUUUGACCUGUCUUCCCUCUGGUAAAGUAAAACAUGAAAGCAUCAAAUGUAAGAGUUAUGAGGCCUGCCAGGUUAAGAAUGGUGUUCGUGGAUGCUACUCAAAACAGUGCCUGUUGGAGGCUGGAGGUUCCUUCACCCUCUUCAGUGGAGAAAGUUGGACCGUCACAUCUAUGGGAGCUUAUGAGUUAGUGAAACUGUGUGAUGGCGCUGCUGUUGCCGAGUGGUUCCGUGUGGUGGUGGAAUUAGAAUCCUGUGGCCAUAACAGUGUUGCAUUUGUGUAUGUCUUCUUUGAGGACACCUUGAUAUCUGUGAACAGCGAACAGGCAACUUGGGUCAAUGGAAAGCCUGUAACUCUACCCCAACAACUAAAGAAUGAGAUUGCAGUGCAGUGGUCCGAUAAUGCAGUCAUCAUUGAAAAGGAAUCUGGAAUUACAGUGUCCUACAGUCUGACACAAGGGGUCACCGUGACUGUGAGUGAAGAAUUGGCAGACAAGGUGUGCGGCGCCUGUGGAAGUGACACCACACCAUUCACUGUCCAGAAUCAAAACCUGCAGAAGUACAUGGCUUCAUGGAGAGCGCUUGACUUUUCAGGGUCUUGUUAA